UUUGGAAGAGGAAAGGGCAGUGGGAAAGCUCGCUCCAAAGCGAAGUCUCGGUCGUCUCGGGCUGGCCUGCAGUUCCCGGUGGGCCGUGUUCACAGGCUCCUGAGAAAGGGUAACUAUGCUGAGCGUGUGGGUGCCGGAGCGCCGGUCUAUCUGGCUGCGGUGCUGGAGUAUCUGACGGCUGAAAUCCUGGAGCUGGCCGGCAACGCGGCCCGGGACAACAAGAAGACCCGCAUCAUCCCCAGGCACCUGCAGCUGGCCGUGCGCAACGACGAGGAGCUCAACAAGCUGCUGGGAGGGGUGACCAUCGCUCAGGGCGGGGUGCUGCCUAAUAUCCAGGCCGUGCUGCUGCCCAAGAAAACCUCCGCUGCGGGAUCUGCUAAAAAGUGAAGAGACUAUUCUUCAAUCUGACAACCCAAAGGCUCUUUUAAGAGCCACUCACAGCAUCUGUGAAAGGAGCUGAAAUUCCUGUCGGGUUGAAUUACUUUCCUUUUAAUUUGUAGAGCUCUGGCCGUUGUACCUGACAUCGCUAAGUUUCUAUUUCCUUUUUAUUGGAAACUGUUACUGUCUGUGGGAGGAGAGGAAGAUUAUAUCAUGGGGAGAAAGUGAGGUCU
Messenger RNA from Chiloscyllium plagiosum (whitespotted bambooshark), 611 nucleotides. NCBI's taxonomy places the organism in Eukaryota, Metazoa, Chordata, Chondrichthyes, Orectolobiformes, Hemiscylliidae. The record is from RefSeq and is a predicted model, not a curated record.